Molecule: messenger RNA, 3495 nt
Organism: Mesorhabditis spiculigera
Lineage: Eukaryota; Metazoa; Nematoda; Chromadorea; Rhabditida; Rhabditidae
Source: the annotation of a GenBank genome assembly
AUGUUCCUCGACUCAAACACACAGAUGCAAACCAGCCAAUUUUACCCGAACAUGCAGCAGGCCCAGCCGUUGGCCGGCUACGGCUAUCAGCCUACUGGAAACUACGUUCAGACCCCUAUGCACAACUACUACGGUCAGCCCUACAGCAUGCCGCCACAGAUGAUGCCCCAAGCGCAAGCGUAUCCGCAACAGCCUAUGCAACAGCCGACACAGCCACCACGUCGCGAGCGCAAGGUGAUAGCGAUCUGCGACCCCCGCACCGGCAAUGCAGUCGAAAUUGGUGGACCCAGUGCUGCUGCCAGCAAGCCCGAGGAGAAAACCGACGGUCCGCUGAACAUACGCGCCCAAUUCGCCAAUCAACUGAAGCUGAAAGAAGGCGAAGCUCAGGCCAAUCUUGAAAAGCCGGCUGAAACGCCUGCGCCUACGCCUGCCCCGCCGGUCGCCGCCCCGGUGAAGCCCGUUGAACAGACGCCGAAGCCGGCCGAGGAUAUUCCCGCCCUGGUUCCAGUAGAACAGCCCAAGACCGAGACAAAGCAGGCUAGCUCGUCAGCACCGAUCGAGCCUGUUCCGUCACCCGUUGUUGAAGCUGCUCCUGAAGCGGAGAAACCGGUGCCAGAGGCGACAAUUGUUGCCUCUCCGCCACCGACCACCGAGAAGCUUCUCGAUGCGGAGGAUACGGUUGUGGCCCCACCCAAGACCCCGGAAGCUUCCGAAGAUCGCGCGAAAAGCGUCAGCCCGCUCCCCGUGGCUCCGGUGAUGACCAGCAGCAUGGUCGAAGACACCGUCGAGGAAGAGGAUGAGACGGAGCCGGAGAAGACUGACGAGGAACGGGCUGCUGAAGAGGCCGAGCGGAAGCGCCUUCGUGAGCAGGAACUGAUCACCGCCUUGAAUGACGUCGAGCUCGAGGAAGAAGACCUGAUUAACAUGAAGGUCUACUCCCGUAAAUUCCUUGCCACGAUCUGCGAUAUCGAGAAGGAGCUGCAAUGGAAUCAGUCAUUCGUCAAGGAAGAAGAGUUGAAGAUGUUGGGUGUCGAUCUGCGCUCAGCUCCAGUUCGUGCCGAGCAGCCACGGCAGAUCCGUAACAACAAAGGUUUCGACCCGAACCCCUUCUGGCUCAAGCAAGGAACUACUGCACCACAGGACCGCAAGCCAUACGCCGGCCGCACCUCUCACGAUUCCUAUCGCGGACGUACAUCGGCACAUCGUGGAAAGGCACCUAUUAACCGAGGCUCGAUCGAAAGGGCGCCCCCAGUACAGCUUCGUAAAGCUGAGAAUGCCUGGAAGCCAGACAAGAAACUUGACGGGCUGUCGGAGCGUGAGGCAGAAAAUAAGGUCAUCCUGAAGAAGGUGCGAGCGUUGAUGAACAAGAUCACCCCGACCACAGAGGGCGAAUUGACGAAGGAGCUGAUCAGCUAUAAGGUCUCCCAGGACCGCGAGCUCCUUCUCGCGGUCAUCGACAUCUUUUUCGAUAAAGCUGUGGAAGAGCCGAAGUUCUGUCCGCUUUACUCACAGAUGUGCCAACGACAAGUUCAACACGAAACAGAUGAAAGAAAGGCCAAUCGUUCCGAUUUCCGAGAUGCCGUCUUGACGCGAGCACAGAAAACUUUUGAGAAAGCAGAUGAAGAGGAACUUGAACAAAAGAUCAAAGCGGCCGCCGAGGAGACCGAUCCAAAGAAAAAGGCCGAAUUGGAUAUCUUGGCUCAGGAAUUUGCUGCGAAGAUGCGCCGGCGGAAGUUUGGAAACAUCACGUUCAUUGGCCAGCUAUAUUAUCAAGGACUACUCAACUACAAGGUGAUCGUGAUGUGCUUGAUGAAGCUGGUGCGACCAGCAAAUGAGGCGGCCAAUGCCGGCACGGAAAAAUUCACCCCCGAAAUUGAGGAAGAACUUGAUUGCUGCGUCCGUUUGAUGGAAGCUGUUGGUUCCAAAGUCGAGCAAGAAAAAGUGCGAGGAAAGGCAGCCUAUGAUGCGGCCGAAAAGCGGCUCAACGAGGAUAAGAAGAAGUACCAGAAGCAGACCAUCAGCCUCGACCAACUCAAAGCCACCGAGGCGCUCUUCGAGAAGCAAAAAUCCUGGCAGCAAAGUCUCGGCAUCUUUGACCAAGUCAGCGGGCAGCUUCACGAAAUCAAACCGAGGGCCAGCGCUCGAAUUCGGUUUAUGAUUAUGAACCUGAACGAGCUGAGGAAUGCUAAGUGGCAAAAGCGCAAGGGAGCUGAUGAGGGACCGAAAACUAUGGAUGCUCUGCACCAGACGAUCAAGGAAGAACAUCAGCGCAACGAGGCAGACCGCAGGGGCUACGAGAAGACGAGGUUUGGCGAGGACCGGGACCGCGGUUACGGCGGCGGCGGCAUGAAGAAGGCUCCUCUUCCUGGUCGUCAUUCAGUCGGUGGCGGCGGCUCACAGCAGAGGGGUUCACAAGACCGACGUCUUCAAGCAGCGAAGCAGACCAUCGGCACAUCGACCCAACCGAAGCCUGCUCUUGGACAGGUUUCCGCUUCGGAGAACCGUGGAGGUUUCAACCGCACCAACUGGGGCUCGCGUGGAGCAGGAGGUGGCGGAGAAAUGGACAGGAAAAUGAGCCGUGGGAACGGACCUGCGCGGGACUUUGGCGACAGCCGAAAGCAAUCGACCGCUGACCGACCGCGACAAGGUGAGUUGGCACCAGUGGAUGGAGGCGAAAAAAAUCCUGGAGAGGGCCAAAACGCUGACGGCAGACGAGAAAUCGACUCACCGGCCCUCGAACGGUCCGAAUCUCAGGACUCGAUUCCGGCGGUCACCCCUGAUCAACAGCGCACGCUCAGCGAAGAGGAGACAUUGAUGGUACGAUCAGUUGGAACUGCUCUCGCGGAGAUCAAUUCCGGUGAUGGCAAACUGACCGAGUUCGAUGUCGAGGUGAAGGAGGCGAUGCAGCGCAAUAAAGUCAGCUUGCGAAGUGCAGUCAAGGCCCUCGCCGCCCACGUGGCAACAAAACUCUCGUCUUCCGAUAAGACCGCGCAGCAACGUGAUGCCGGUCGGGCACUGGCCGUCCUCCUUGGCUCCGACGAUUUCAAGGCGCAGCGGGCAGAGGGCUUGAAAGGGCUGGUCGACUUCGCCAUGUAUGCGGCGCAACAACAACUUUUGGAAGAGUAUCCGUUGCUCUGGAAGUGCUUGGCCAUGAUGAUCUUCGGCGCGAAUUUCUGGCCUGAAGAGCCGGGCAUGCAUAUCGAGCUAAAGGAUUUCAACGCGUUCUUUGCCAUUGCCGCGGAUUACGACAGGCUCGCGGAAGGGGACGACGCUUGCGACAAGGUUUUCGCCGUGUUUGUCAAUGUGCUGACGCUUUUGGCUGAACACAUCCUUGCCGACGGCGGCGAGGAGAGCCUUGGAACGGCCAUCGCCAUGACGUUCUCCGAGGUGGAAUUUGUUAAAGAACUGACCGAGGCGGAGAGGCAGAAGUUGAAUGCCGCUUUGGAGAAGCAGGUCAUCGGCGGCAACCGCAAUCUGCUGACCCUAGUGUCAUGC